ACUGCGGCAAUACAAACUUUUUAGAUUGAUUGUGAAGACUGCGUUGACGAAGAAGAAGAAGACGACGUCGUCGAAAUCGAAGAAGAAGCCGAAGACGGCGACGACGAAGACGAAAUUGAUAGUCCUAAUCAUAAAAAUCAAUUAGGUUAUACCAAACUCCUAGUCACAUUUGAUCGUUCUAGUGGACGAUCAUCGGCGGCUGCUCAACACAAAGCCAACGCUACCUUAACGGAUUUUGAGGCUGAUUCAGAAAGUUCCGAUCUAGAAACCAUACAACGUAGUAUGCGUUCCAGCAAUCAAAGAAAUACAACUAAAACCCACCAUUACACACCCAUGUCAUAUAAGUUUUUAGGAAAUAACGCUGGAAGUUUGAUAACUGGUCAUAAUAAUAAACGUUCAACAAUUUGUGGCAGUGUAACAAAUGUAAAUUUAGCUGCUGCUGUCAUUAAUAAUGCUAGUGAACUAGAAAGUUGUGAAAUAGAUGAUGACAUGCAAACUACAGCAGCAUCAACAAUAACUGCUACACUAUUAAAUGAACACUUGCAGCAAAAACAUCUACAGCAACAUUUAAAACAUCAACAACAACAACAAAGAGUAACCCUUAUGGCAAUUACACAAAACGCCAUGACAACAGGUUCAACAACAAGUACAGCAACACAAUCUUUAGGCUCAACUGUUGCCACUUCCACGACAAGCAGCAACAGUAACAUUAGUAAUAGCAAUAGUAGUGUUAGUCACAGCAAUAGUAACAGUGGAAGUGGUAAUAAUAGUGACAGCAUGAGUAAUACAAGCUCAAUUGGUGUUGCCACAAAUGCUAUUGUCGUUUUGGCAAACAAUCACAACAAUAAUAAUAAUAACAAUAUAACAACAAAAUUAUUAGCAGACAAUGAAAGUAAUCAACAACAUCAUCUACAGCACCAUCACCAACAGCAACAUAAAAUUAACGGUGGUCUUACAAUGAAACAAAAAAAUAUUGCCAUCAUUUCACCCAACAGUCACAAAAACUACCACAAUAAACAUUCACACCAUCAUCAUGGUGUUGGUGGUGGCAACAACAAUAAAUCGCCUACAGUAUUGCGCAAACAUCAUGAACACCAUCAUUCCUCAGAUAUUUCAAAAUUCAAUCGUUCAAAUCGCAAAUCGAAAAAUUGUGCCAUUUUCUAUUUUAAGCACUUGGACACAGACAACGAAACCAACUAUAGCAAUAGUAAUUGCGGCGAUGAUGGUCAUGAUGAUGUUCAUGGUGGUGUUGGUGGUGGCGGCCUCAUCGCCAAUGGAGAUGUUGUUGGUAGUGUUGUCGAUGUUGAUGAUGAUGACGAUUGUAUGGUUAAUGAUAACAUUGUUGGUGGCCUACUCUUCUCAUCGGCAGCCUCUUCUUCACACACCAGUGAUCUACUUAAAUCUGCUGAUGUUUCAUCGGAUGAUGAAGGUUGGCUGUAUACAUCGGCUCCAGUAGCUACAAAUCAACAGCAGCAACAUACGUUUGGCGGCGGUAUUGAAAGUUUAAAUUCUCCACAUAUUUCAAGAGGCAUUGCAGCAGGAACUUCCAAUGAAAUUCAUGUUAUAGAUGGUGGCAUACAAUCAUCUGCGGUCUCAUCGUCAACAGCUGGAGGAACAUCUGUUGCAGCAGCAGUAGCUUUGGCAUCGGCUAUAUUGGCCGACGAUUCUGAUAAGGAAAAUAAAGAGGCCGCCUGUACUACUUCUCUAACGCAAAUACUUUUAAACACAAAUCAAACCUUUGUCGCCAGUACCACAGUUGUGGAUAGCAACAGUAGCAGCAGCAACAGUGGCAGUGAUACUAACACAAGCAAUACACAACAACAAACUGCAACUUGUAGGUCCAACCCUACUGGUAGCAGUUCUAGCAGUAGCAUAACUAGUAGUUCUUAUUCAUCUAAUGAUCGUCUAACCGAGGCCACAACUACCACCUCUACAAAAACAAUUACAACACAAAUUUUAAAAUAUCCAACAACACAACAUCCUCCUCAAUAUCGCAGCGAAAUGGAAUUACAAAUCAAUAACAACAACAAUAAUAAUAAUAAUCAUCAUCAUCAACAAGUAAUGAUGAAAGAAAAUACUUUAUUUGCUGCCACAGCCAACAAAAACAACAAUAAAUCAACACCAGCCACAAAUAUGCCUCAUCUUGUCAUUAACCACAGCAACAGCAGCAGCAACAACAAUAAUAAUAAUUAUGCCAAUUCACCUCCAUCUUCAACCACAAAUUCUCCUCUGAAUAAGUAUAUUGCUACUGGUAUUGCUACAGUAUCAUCUCUCCAGAAUUCUUCAAGUCCAUCCGCCAUUACGACUGCAGUUAAUGAUUCGAAUGGCAAUUUUGAAAAGGAAAAUAUACGCUUUUAUACACGUGCAGAUAUUUGUAAUAUCAGUGUCAGGACUCCAAACCAAUGCAGUGACAAUCACUACCACCAACAACAGCAGCAGCAACAGCAUCAACAACAUUUGGCAAAAAUUCAUAAUGCAUCACCACCAUCAUCAUCAUCAGUAUCGUCUACUUUGUAUGGUGGUCAACAUUUGUUGCAUGUAAAUGUUGGCAAACGUUUGCCACCACGUUCACCAGCCAAAUCAAGUAUUUCUCAUACUUCAACAAAUACCAGCACAUCUACCAUUUCACCCACUAAGGGUAAAGUAUCGCAUGAAUCCAUCAAACAGUUGGUACUUGAAGCAGAGCAUUUAGUACGUGACGAAGCUUUGAAAACACCAACCAAACAAAAGCAUUCCAGUAGUAACAACAAUAAUAAUAAUAACAGCGCCGGCGGCGGUAAUAUAGUGCAAAUUUCCACAACAGUAAAAAAACGUGAAGUUUUAAUGCCGGGACCCAUAAAACGAGUACAAGAGUGGCUGGAACAUCAACCCUCUACACCCGUACAAAUGUCUAAAACUACAACAUCUUCCAAUCAUCAUCAUCAUCACACCAGUGAUGAUCAUCGUCAAUUAUUAACACCAGCCUGUGCUGCUGUCAGUCCCUCACGCGCCGAUGAUUGUGAGGCCUCGGGUGAAGCCUCUGAAACGGAUUCUAUACCUCAGCAUUGUUCUGAUACCUCAGAGGUUUCCGAUUCCAUUGCGACUUGCAUGCAAACCAGUACAAAUUCUUAUGGUAAUUCCACAGAACGUAUUGGUGGUUCUGCCGAACCCAUUGUCAAUGCUGCUACCAGUAAUCAAAGUCUUAAUGUCAAGGUGGUGAAACGUCAACAGAAUCGCCGUAAAUCGGAGAGACCCUGGUCGGUGUCCUGUCUCUCGCAAUUGACCACCGAUGCCAAUCAAGUGGCUGCCAAAGUUAAUACCAUUAGUAAUGUACAAUCUGGUUUAGCUUCUCAUUCUAUAAGUGAAUCUGCCUUAGACUCACUAUCACCAGGCAGGCCUAGAGCCUCCUCUUCCUCAGCUGUUACCCAAGUUAAGAGUUAUGAUAGUAAGGGUUCUCUAAAGAGACGUAAGACUCGCAAGAAGAAACUUUCCUAUACGAAUGGCAAAAAGUCAGAUACAAAUUCUGAGGACAAUAAUAGUCCUCAUCAUCAUCAUAAUUUAUACAAUCAUCAUCAUACAACCCAUCAAGAGGAGGUGACCUUGACACCCAAACAUGCUCCUAAUUUAUUAAUGCAAACCUGUGAAAAUAUGACUCCUCAACAGAUACAGGAAAUAACCCAGGCCCUUAUGCAAUUACAAAAUACCGAGUCCACUGAACAAUUACAACAUCCUCAGUUAUCGAUUGUGGUUAAUGGUGGCUCUAAUGAAAGUGAGGAGGAAAAUCAUUUAAUGAAACCAAAUUUUCGUGUGGGUUCUUUCACCACUGCCUAUAUGACUAAUGAGGCCCGUUUGGGAUCUUUGGCAGCUUUGGCCACUUAUAUGAACGAUGAGGAACAGCAAGGUGCACUCACACCAGUACCACAAGAAACAAAAACAAAAGAAUACAACACUACUGGCACCGAAGAUCAUCAUAGUAGUUUCUCCGAAACAGCCUGGGAUAAUUAUCAAGAAAAAUAUAAUUCUGAAAAUUAUUCUGAAGGUUUUGAUUCAGAUGCUGCACGUAAAUUAUUAGAAUUUGGUGAUGAUUAUCGCAAUUUCAUUGACUCCCAGUCAGAUUGUUGCUCUUCAUUGUCGGCUGCUAAUAAUUUAGAUUCAUUCUCACCACCUCGCAUGGAUUCAUUGCAACAGAAUGAAUCGAAAAUCAUAACACAAGAUACAAUUGUCAGUAGUGUGGAUCAUGCCAGACGUCGCAGAGCUUUAGAAUUGGAAUACGAAAGACGUCGCAAAAAUUUAGAAAUCAGACGAAAGUCUUGUCAAGAAUCUUUAGAAUAUCACAAUCCUAAAUCACCAGCCGUCAUCACAACUCUAUCCUCCUCGACACAGGCUUUGACUCCGAAAAAUUCUGAUCGUUUCAAUUUCCAACAUAAAACAGAAACGGCAACACGAAAAUUAGAAUUUGGCAUGAGUCAUUCGGCCCAAUCGUUGCGUCGUACAUCGGAGAGUGAUACGUCACAGCGACGUCGUAAGGCCGAUGAACGUAGACGUUCAUCACGUAAUCUAGAGAAAUGUAUUAAAUUGAUACCAGCAACAUCAUCAUCAUCGGGCGAUGACACAGAUGAUGAAAAGGAAAUACGCAAUUUACUGCAACAAUCGCACAAUCGUUUAGAAGAUACAAAAGCAUUAAAGAUACGUUGUCAUCUUUUAAGACCAGAAGAUUAUACUGAAAUUAUAAACACUUGUCGUGAUAAUAUACGUUGCUUGGAAUCAGUUCUCAAAGGUCCUACUAGUUCGGUUUUAUCCUCACAAUGUGUUACACAAUCUAAAGAUUUAUUAGCUGCCUGGGAGGAUUUAUUAGGCUGGAGCGAAAAUGCUGCUGCCGCACGUAAAAUGCAAGAAGACAUGAUUGUCUUGAAACAUGCUCUAAAUCGUUUGGGCAAUAAAUCAUCAUUUGAAUUGUUAGAUACAGAACCGUCAAUACAAAUUGCUAUUGAAGCCCUAAAGAAUGAAAAAACACAAUUACAAACGUAUCGCACUAGUAUGCUAAAACUUAAUGCUUCCGUUCAUAGUUGGCUAACAAGACAAGAGAGACGUUUACAAAACGCACUAGUUGAACAGCAACUAACUGAGGCGGCUGCCAAAGUAAGCAAUGAGCUGUUAGAGGAAAAAGACGAAUUGGAGUCCGAACCAAGUAAUAACAAUAAACAGCUAACAACUGCCACCACAGUGCAAGAACAAAUCGUAGAUACAACAACAGCAACAGGAGCUGGUAAAAUAACAGAAACCACAACAACCAUGAUAACUGUCACUGAUAGUAAUGGCAAUCAAGUGGAAUCACAUACAACAUCAACAACAACCAAUACUGCCACAGCAACCGUAUCAACCUGUACAAAUACACUAGGAACAAGCACCAACACUCAAGCUCAACAUCAACAGCUGCAGCAGCAGCAACAACAACAAUUGAUGAUGAACUCUACUAGCAGUUGUAGUGGCUCUGAAAAGAAUUGGGAUUUACAAACGUUGAUAACAUCAGAAACUGAAUUCCAUAAACAUUUGAAAGAUGAAGUCAGUGAUAUGUAUACAGCCUGGGAUGAGGCUGAUGCCAGAAUCAAUACACAAUUGGAAGUUUUAACUUCCUCUUUGAUUGCCUGGCGUCAAUUGGAAUGUGGUUUGUCAGAAUUUCAAUUGGCUUUGGGUCAAGAUCGUGGCACUCUUAAAGGUUUAGAAGGUGCUUUAAAUACAGGUCAAGCUACUCCUGGAGAAUUGGCUCAAAAUGUUAAGCUAGUGGCAAAAUUGCUGUCCGAGAAGGUUAAUGUUAGUCAGGAACAGCUUACCGCCGUUCAAGACUAUUUGGAUCCCAAUCAUAUUUUACACAUUGCCAAAUUUACCGCUUCCAAUGGUUCCCUUUCUGAUUCUGGCAUUUCAGAUGGUGGUACUACCUCUGAUGGGGGAUUGUCGGAAAGAGAACGUAGACUAGGUGUCUUAAGACGUUUAGCCAAACAAUUAGAAUCUGCCUUGGCUCCUGGUAGUGAAGCUAUGAAAUCGAUAGCAGCACGUAUGGAAUCAGCAGAAAAUGAAUUGAAAAGUUUACAAAAUACUUGUCGUGAUUUAAUAGUGAGAACAGCAGCUUCUCAUCAAAAUAAGAAACAACAAAUGCAACAGGAGGCAUCUGAUAAACAGGAAGAACAAAAGGAGAUUAAGCCUGCUAAUGGUUGCCUAAAAAUGGCCCAAGAAACUAAUGGUAAAUUGAAACAGACGGCUCAAGCGGCAGAAACAACAGCAACAGUAAAUGGCCAAACAAAUAAUAAACGUAACAGACGUAAGAAUAGACGUAAUUCAGGUUCUAAUAGCAAUGCUGUAGUGGCUGCAGAUAUGUCACAAAGUAAUGCCUUACAAAUGUCAUCGGUCACUGCUGCGGGCGAUGGUGGUGAUGAUCCCUCUGAUGACCCCUCAUUGGCCUAUGAUUUAGAUACUUCCGAUGAUGAACUAACACCCAAAUCAAAACGUGGCUGGGGUUGGCGUAUAGCACGUGUAGCAGUACCCAUGCAAUUGGCUCUUUUCGCUGUCUAUUGUGCCGCCAAUCUUAUGCAACCCAAUUGUUGUGACAACAUUAACAAUUUCUCUAUGAGUUUUACGCCUCAACUACGUUAUAUAAGAGGUCCACCACCCAUCUGAAGGACAUUAUCAAGAGUCAUGAUUUUCGAAAUCAUAAAAAUGUUAGCAAAGCUUUUAAGAGCUUUAAAGCUAGUUUUUUAACAAAAAAUAUUAAAUGUCUCUUAAAAGCAAAAAAAA
Lucilia cuprina (Australian sheep blowfly) is the source of this 6768-nucleotide messenger RNA. RefSeq names its product serine-rich adhesin for platelets (gene klar). The transcript is spliced from 14 exons. Gene Ontology annotation, cellular component: membrane. Lineage: Eukaryota; Metazoa; Arthropoda; Insecta; Diptera; Calliphoridae. The record is from RefSeq and is a predicted model, not a curated record. Bases 283 to 6651 code for a protein of 2122 amino acids.